GCGUGAUAAGGCCUCCCCUCCGCGGCCCCUGCCCCGCUGCCCCCAUCCGCCCUCCGCUCCGGCCAUGUGGCCGCAGUUCGCCCCGCUGCGUUUGCCUCUCCGGCGCCGCCUCCAGACCGCCGCCGUCUUGCAGUGGGUCUUCUCCUUCCUGGCCAUGGCGCAGUGCUGCCUGGUGGCCUUCCUGGCGCUGGCGCUGGGCGAGGGCUGGGCGCUGGCCGCCCUCUACGCCGCCUGGCUCUACCUGGACUGGGACACGCCGGCCCGCGGGGGCCGCCGCUCGGCCUGGGUCCGCGGCUGGGCCGUCUGGCGCUACUUCCGCGACUACUUCCCCAUCAGGCUGGUGAAGACGGCGGAGCUGGAGCCCGGGCGCAACUACCUCUUCGGCUUCCACCCGCACGGCGUCCUGGUGGCCGGCGCCUUCGGGAACUUCUGCACCGAGGCGACGGGCUUCUCGGCGCUCUUCCCGGGCCUCACCCCGCACCUCCUCAUGCUGCCCUUCUGGUUCAAGGUGCCCUUCUUCCGCGACUACAUCAUGAGCGGCGGUGAGAGGCGGGCGGGCGGCCGGUGGGAGGGGGGUCCCGCCGGGGUCCCCCGUUUGCUCGACUCGCCUUUCUGCCUCCCUCCCUCUCGCCUCGCAGGCCUGGUCUCCUCCGAGAAGGCCAGCGUCUCGCACCUGCUGGGCUGCGAAGGCGGGGGCCAGGUGGCCGUGAUCGCCGUCGGGGGGCCGCCCGAAGCCCUGGAGGCCCGGCCGGGGGCCCUGACCCUCCGCGUCCGAGACCGCAAGGGCUUCAUCAAGAUGGCGCUGAGGCACGGGGCCGCUCUGGUGCCAGUCUUCUCAUUCGGGGAGAAUGAGCUCUUCUGCCAGGUCUCCAACCCGCGGGGCUCCUUCGUCCGCGCCGUCCAGGAGCGGCUCCAGCAUGCCAUGGGGCUGGCGCUGCCCCUCUUCCACGCCCGGGGGGUCUUCCAGUACAACUUCGGCCUCCUCCCUUUCCGAAGGCCCAUCCACACCGUGGUGGGAGCCCCCAUCCUUGUGCCCAAGACCCCCCACCCCUCCCGAGAGGCCAUCGAUGAGCUCCAUGCCGCCUACCUGCGCAAGCUGGUCCAGCUCUUUGAGGAGAACAAGGCCAAGUAUGGCGUGCCUGAGGACAAGCACCUGAUCCUGGCCUAAAGGUGGGGCAGGGGCCACAGACCCCCCCCAUCAGGGCCUGUAGGGACUUUGUGACGCGGAAAGGGCAGCGGGGGAUUGGGGCCACAUUGCACUUGCCCCUCCCUGGCAAGAGGAGGAGGAGGAGGAAGCCUGAGGAGGGGGCUGUCCACAGGGUGGAGGGCUGCAGGCCUGCUUAAAGCAAGGAGUGGUUGGGAGUUUAGGUCCCCCCUUAUAGACCUUGGGGGGGGGGGCAGGGUCAAUUUUUAAAGGUUGUUUUCUGGAGGGGGGACUUUUUCCAGUGCUGUAAACUACCCCCGCCACGCUCACUGCCACAGACCAGUGUUUUCCUUCUUUCUGCAGAAAUAAAUUGGAGUAUGAGCA
Messenger RNA from Sceloporus undulatus (fence lizard), 1528 nucleotides. Its product is annotated as 2-acylglycerol O-acyltransferase 2-like. Gene Ontology annotation, molecular function: diacylglycerol O-acyltransferase activity. Gene Ontology annotation, biological process: triglyceride biosynthetic process; diacylglycerol biosynthetic process. Lineage: Eukaryota; Metazoa; Chordata; Lepidosauria; Squamata; Phrynosomatidae. Bases 65 to 1168 code for a protein of 367 amino acids. The transcript is spliced from 5 exons. Gene Ontology annotation, cellular component: endoplasmic reticulum membrane. The record is from RefSeq and is a predicted model, not a curated record.